GAUAUUCAUUCUUUAUUCACUCAACUUAUUAGUUAUAUAUCAUAAAAUGCAAUUGAAAUUCCUUUCUCUCGGUCUUAUUGCCAGUAUUUUGGCUUCUGCCUCUGCUCGUUCUGUAUACACCGAAAACUCUGUCGGUGCCCAGAAUAUGGUCGCUGAGGCUUCGAACUCUCAUCUUGUUGCCCGUUGCAACAACGGCUGUUGUAGCUCUAGCUGUGGUGGUGGAAGCCCCCACAAAGGCGGCGAUGGUUUCUUCGACGACGACUUCCUUGAUGAAGGUGAGGGUAAAAAUACUCACACAGGUAUCUCAGGAGGUUCAGGUGAUGAUGAUGCUUUGAUCAAUGUCAGCGGUAACAAUGUUCAAGCCGACAAAACACUUUCAAAUAUUCUCAAUGGCGCUACAGUUGCUGAUAAUCUCAACAAUGCCGAUGUCGAUGUUGCUAGUGGUGGUGGCCAUGGUGGCCAUGGUGGUAACGGUGGUAACGGUGGUGGUAGUGGUAGCAGCCAUUGUGCUCGUAGCGUUGUUACCCGUCGUGGUGUAGCCGAUGUCAAAGGUAACAAUGUUCAAACCUAUAAUACCGGCUCCAACAUCGGCAAUCGUGCUCGUGUUACUAAUAAUCUCAACGGGGUUGUUGCUAAAGUUCUCGGUCGUCGUUCUCUUGCCAACGUCAGUGGAAACAAUGUUCAAACUAAGGAUACUGCCAGCAACAUCCUUAACUGCCUUACAGUCGAGGACAAUCUUAACGGCCUCAUUGCCCAUGUUCUCUAAAUUCACUCAUAUCAUUGGUGUUUCUUAACACCAUCCCAUGAUCCUAGUCUUUCUCAUUUCUAUAUAUUAUUUACACUCCAGUAGAACCUACUCAAUUAAUUCUUAUCUUUUACAAUAUUGUAAUAAAAAGAUUUUGUAUCCAGUU
Messenger RNA from Mucor mucedo, 911 nucleotides. RefSeq lists its product as uncharacterized. The transcript is spliced from 3 exons. The coding region runs from base 47 to 766 and encodes 239 amino acids. Lineage: Eukaryota; Fungi; Mucoromycota; Mucoromycetes; Mucorales; Mucoraceae. The record is from RefSeq and is a predicted model, not a curated record.